Colletotrichum chrysophilum is the source of this 915-nucleotide messenger RNA. RefSeq lists its product as uncharacterized. The coding region runs from base 1 to 915 and encodes 304 amino acids. The record is from RefSeq and is a predicted model, not a curated record. Gene Ontology annotation, molecular function: oxidoreductase activity. The transcript has 3 exons. Lineage: Eukaryota; Fungi; Ascomycota; Sordariomycetes; Glomerellales; Glomerellaceae.
AUGGCGGACAAGGCGCAGCAAAGACUCCAGGCCGUGGGCAAGCAGCUCGACGGCCCCGCCCCCAUCACCAAGGUCGCCGGCCCAUCUGCCGCACCUCGCGUACCGGGCAAGGUCGUCAUUAUCACAGGCGCAAACUCCCUCCUGGGUAUCGGUCGCGCCGCGGCCCACCAAUAUGCCGAGAACGGUGCCCGAGCCAUCUACAUCUGCGACUUUGCCGACAGCAACCUCGAGUCUCACAAGCGCGAGCUGAACAGCCUUUUCCCCAAGGUCGAGAUUCACACGCGCCAAUUCGAUGCCGCAAACGAAAGCGCCGUCAAGGAGGUUGUUGGCCAUGCCAUGUCAACAUAUGGAAGGCUAGACAUCUUCUUCGCCAACGCCGGCAUCGCCGGACCCCAUAACAUCUUUACAGAAAUCACCGAGGAGGACUUUAUGGAGAACCUGCGCACCAAUACCCUGAGCGUCUUCCUCGCCGCCAAGCACGGUGCGCCCGCCAUGCAAAAGACAUCCACAGAGAAGCCGGCCCCUUGCGGUAGCAUCAUCCUCACCGCUUCCGUCGCCGGCAUCCGUUCCAAUGCUGGCUCGACACCUUACUCCGCUGCCAAAGCCGCCGUCAUCUCUGUCGCAAAGACCACUGCCUACCAACUCGCCGGCACGAACGUGCGCGUGAACGCCAUCUGCCCAGGACUCAUCGAGACUGGCAUGACGGCACCCGUGUACAGCGCGGCCCGCGCCCGCGGCACCACGGGCAGGAUCGGCCAGAUCAACCCCAUGAGGCGCGGCGGGCACGCCGACGAGAUUGCGCGUGUGGCACUCUUCCUGGGCAGCGACGAGAGCAGCUAUGUAAAUGGUCAGGAAUGGGCAGUCGAUGGCGGCCUCAGCGCGGGACACCCGUACAUUGUUGGGAAGCUCGCAUGA